AUGUUCAGUAUUAAACAAUCAUUGACAAAAUAUUUACCUGAGGUUGUUUAUGUGACAAGUGGUAUUUUGAAAGUGAAUAGUACUUAUGAAGAAAUCAAGAAUGAAUUUCCGUUUAUCUCCCAAGAAACUGUUAUGAAUGUGGAUGAUUCUUUAAAUGUGUCUGAUGAAGCAUUGGUCAACAUUCUAAUCAAUGAAAGUUAUCGCUUUGAAAAUUUAGUUUUCAAUAUAUGCAGUAAUCUAAAUGAUGUAGGUGUUAAAUUGAUCAUUGUUGAAGCUUUUAUAACUCCACCAACAAAUAUUGAUGUGAAAGUUUAUCGACCAUAUCCUGCAGAUAAUUCAAAUUACUGUCUUUAUGAUGAAUGGUUUAUUGAUAUGGUGAUGAUAUUAUCACCAGGAAAUCACAAUUUAUUGAAUAAUUUAUUUAGUCCAUCAUUCAAUAAACUGUAUUAUGGAUACAUUGAAUAUUUAUUUGCUUAUUAUAAUGGUACCAAUAUAGUGAAUAAUUAUUCAAUUCAGUUUAGUAAUUUCAUAUAUUUAGGCAAUCGCUCUAUGACAGACCAAAUCAAACAUGAUGCAGAAAGUUUGGAAGACGACAUCGAUGAGCUAAACGAGGGCAUAUAA
Messenger RNA from Schistosoma turkestanicum, 621 nucleotides. NCBI's taxonomy places the organism in Eukaryota, Metazoa, Platyhelminthes, Trematoda, Strigeidida, Schistosomatidae. The record is from the annotation of a GenBank genome assembly.